GUUAAAUUGUUGAUGCUGUCAGUGUCAUUUAACAAUAAACUAAAUAAAGUGGGAAAAAGCUGUAUUUAUUUUGAAUAUUAGCUGUUAUUUUCAGUUUAAUUUAAUCAAGACAUUACAAAUGAAGCUGCUAAAGCCCAGUUGGGUGAAUCACGAUGAUAAACCGAUAUUUUCGGUGGAUAUACACCCUACGGGGAAGCGGUUUGCGACUGGGGGUCAAGGUGGGGACUCCGGGCGGGUCGUGGUGUGGAACUUGAACCCAGUUCUCUUUGAAGCUAUGGAGGUGGAUCCUAAUGUCCCGAAGAUGCUUUGUCAGAUGGAUAAUCAUUUAGCUUGCGUAAAUUGUGUCCGUUGGAGUAAUGGAGGGAAAUAUCUAGCAUCAGGCGGAGAUGACAGACUUGUAAUGGUAUGGGGUCUCAGUGUGGCUGCUACUGCUACUCCGGGUAAACACAAGGCUGAGACUUGGCGGUGUUUGGCUACAUUGAGAGGCCAUGCAGGUGAUGUCCUGGAUCUGGCUUGGUCACCGCUAGACAAAUGGCUGGCUAGCUGUAGUGUGGACAACUCCAUCAUCAUUUGGAAUGCUGAGAAAUUUCCAGAAAUGGUCUGUGUGCUAAAUGGACACAGUGGGUUGGUGAAAGGUGUGGCUUGGGACCCAGUGGGCAAGUAUCUAGCUUCUCAGUCUGAUGACAAGUCACUGAGGGUAUGGAAGACAGCGGACUGGGCACAAGAGAUUGUGAUAACAGAACCAUUUGAGGAGUGUGGAGGUACAACACACGUUCUUCGUCUAUCCUGGUCUCCCGACGGACAGUACGUACUAUCAGCUCACGCGAUGAAUGGCGGUGGGCCCACUGCGCAGGUCGUAGAGAGAGACGGGUGGCGGUGCGACAAGGACUUUGUCGGACAUAGAAAGGCUGUUACCUGUGCUCGGUUCAAUAACAACAUAUUCGUGAAGGAAGGCAAGAAGUGUUGCUGCGCGGCCGUGGGGUCCCGGGACCGCGCGCUCAGUAUCUGGCUGACGUCACUCAAGCGACCUCUGGUCGUCGUGCACGACUUGUUCAGUGAUAGCGUGCUGGACUUGUCUUGGAGUUCUGAUGGUCUGAACCUGUUGGCGUGUAGUUCUGACGGGACGGUCGCCUGCAUACAGUUCACGAAUAAGGAGAUUGGAACGCCACUCACCAUUGAAGAAAAGAACGCAUUCUACGAAAAAAUAUACGGGAAAUGUUUGGCCAACGAGUCGGGAGGCGAUUUGUCGGCCAACUUGUUGGUCGAGUGCCCCGAGAUCUUGCUCGCGAGAGAGAAACAGGAAGCUAAGAAGGAAGCUGCUAAGGAAGAUUCCAUGCCUAAGAAUGAUAAGUCACAAGUGCCUAAAAGCCUGCUAAGUCCGUCGACGGUGUCCAGCGUGACGUCUUCCACCCCGCUCCGUCCGAUGGACCGGCAGAUAGAGACGCGUACGUCGGACGGCAAGCGACGGAUCACGCCAGUCUUCAUACCUCUCACACAGGCUGAUGCUAAUGAAUCUCUAGGCUCCCAGCCGGGCGGCACGGAGAACUGCUUCAGUACCUCGUCGCAGAGCAAGUCUCGUAUUAAGGUCGAGGUUAGAGACGAUAUCGUCAUACACCCCAACGUCAGCAACCACGCCAUCUCCAUGCAGCAGAAUAACUCCAGAACCAGCGAUAAUGGCCUAGACCAGCGCUUGCGCAAGCGCGGCGCGGCGUCCCUGCCCGGGCCGCGCGCGGACGAGCUGGGAGCGAAGCGCGCAUGCGCGGCCCCGCCCACCCCGGCGGCGGCCCCGCCCCCCGCGGCCGGCGCCGCCCUCCCCGCGCCCGCCCUCGGCACCGCCGGCCCCAUCGUACGCACCGCCGGCAUGCUGAGGCUACAGGUGGUGAACAAGGCAUGCAACACGCAGUACGGCCCGCUGUCCCGCCUACAGUUACUGCCCAACAACUCCGCGUCCAGCGACCCCGUGUGGGAAACCUAUUUAGGGUCUGCAGUGACGUGUAUAGCGUGCGACGUGCGGUGGGCGUGCGUGGCGUGCGCGGACGGCACGCUGCACGUCUGGCGCCUGCACCGACACACGGCGCACAGGGCACUGCCGCCACUCGCGCUCAUGUCCCAGGCAGCUAAGCUGACUCUAUCAGGCGACACUUUGGUGGUGGUCACUACGUCAGCGGAGCUCGCGAUGUGGAACCUAAGCACCGCCACCUGUGUCAUUCGACCUCUCUGCUUCAGGUCACUGCUCGCUCCUGGCGUAACUGUGACCAACUGCUUUUUGCUGGACGAUGGCAACCCUCACCUAUCUCUCAGUAAUGGCAAAAGCUACAUCUAUAGCAAGGAACUUUGUUCGUGGGUGGUGUGGGCGGACGCGAGUGACCCGGUGUGGCGCUGCAGCGGCGCGGCGCACGCGCGGCCCGCCAGGCACCCACUGCACACACCCGCCGCCCUGCACACACACACACGGACUGCAUUCGCCAACAGUUACAGCGCGGUGUCGGCGCGCGCGUGGCUGGAGGCGCAGGUGUCGUGCUGCGUGGCGCUGCGUCUGCCGCGCGACUACAGGCACUGGCUCACUGCACUCUUCUCGCAUCUCGUCAACCACGGCACAGAAGAUCAGCUACGAUCAAUAUUAGAUGACAUGCUGGGACCCAGCCACUGUACGUCUACUCCCAAGAAAUGGCAGUCCACGAUACUGGGCAUAAAGAAACACGAUCUUCUAGAAGAGAUGCUGGCUCUCCUAGUCCGCCAGCUUCGUUGGCAGAGGAUGUACGCCGAGUACUCCGACCAGCUUUCUGAGAUGAAGAGCAUGGGCACUGUCGUCAAUGGACACUAGCUGGUGAAGGAGCGAGACAGAUGUAUGUACUUUAUUAUGAGUUAGAGUGAGAAAAACAAUAUCGAGUGGUAAAGAAUAUCAAUUGUAUAAUGUUUUUUAUUUGCAUGUAAUUGUAAAUGUGUGAUACAAUUAAUUGUGAACUUAAAAAUAAUGCAGUAAAGUUCAUUUUUGGUAUGAUUCAACUCGUGUUUGAUGGUCGUGUUCUUUGAUCUUUUCUGUUUUUUGUAAAUUACCUACUUUAAAUCGUAAGCGUCAA
Molecule: messenger RNA, 3080 nt
Organism: Spodoptera exigua (beet armyworm)
Lineage: Eukaryota; Metazoa; Arthropoda; Insecta; Lepidoptera; Noctuidae
Source: the annotation of a GenBank genome assembly